AGACCGCUUAUUCAUGACUGUUGUCACGUUAUCCAGGAACACCUUACUUUGACGUAGUCCAGGCGGCCAGUUCUCAACCCAAUGUGGUACUGGGAACUGUAGGCUCUAAGAUGCGUCCACUGGGAAGUGAGUAGACGACGUGGGUGGUGGUACACGCGUCGGAUCGGACAUGCUUCCCAGCAUCCUCAAAGCAGUCGGCAAACAAGGCCUCUAUACAUGAGAUGGAGGCCUCCAGCAUUGCGCUAAAAAUUUCUUGGCUGCCUAUUUAUCCUACCUUUCGUGACAUGGCCAGGCCCUGCAAGGCCAACCCAACACCGCGUGACAGUCAUCUCCCUUCUACCCCGCCAGUAGGAACCGCCGACCACCAUUCUCGCAUAGUAUCACAACUGCAGCGUGCACACCACAGCAACCCGCGCGACUUCCACAGCGCAUCCGCACUAUGCCCAUCCGCAAUGGCCGCCCAAAGCUCCUUCCCUGCGAUGAUGAUGAUGAAAUCUUUUCAACAACUACAUCCCCUCUUGAUCGAGCCUGGCCAAACUUACAUUGAAUCAAAGACAACCCCUACUUUUCUGGAUCUCCACGUGAGCACUCAAUCCAAGGAUGCUAGGAACUCACCUCACCACUCUUCCGUGAACCGACCAUCAUAUCUCUUUUCCCCCUUACAUCAAUUUGCCGACUUUACAUCCGAGAAACCGAGAUCUAUCACCUCGAGACCACACCGUUAUGCUUUCGAUUCCACCCUUUUACAAACACCCUCCUUGAUCACAUUGUAGCCGACCGGCUUAAAGACGUACAUCUACUACUACUACUACUACUACUGCUAUUACUACUACUACAAUACUAUGCGUACUAGCGCUGGACAGGACAACUCCUCACAAAAGCCCAUCUUCCACUCAAAACAUGCGAGGCGUCACACGACAACGGGAAUCCCGCCAGCCUUGUCCUCUAUUGGAUGAUCGAGCGUGCAAUAUUGAUGCAGCGAUGUGACGGAGUAAUCUCAGCGGUUGUUUCUUGGACCCGUCCUAGCUCAGGCCGGAAUGCCAGUGGUCCUUGCGCUGCCCCUCUAUUGGGUCCCCUCCAUGCCAAACCAAGCCGGUAGAAAGUGUCUUAGUUAGCGUUUGAGCUGAGGCAGUACAACGUUAUAACUACAGCGAUUAGACGAGACACCUCUCUCUCUUCAUCUUCUCACGUCCCCAAUUCAAUGAUAGGAUUCGCACCGGUCCAGUCUGCAGGAGGAUCCGAGCCUUCAAUUACACCAUACUGGGGGCACUCUGCCAGUUGCAUGUGGCAGACCCUUCCAGCUGGGUCUUUUGUACGACGUGCGGUUGUAGCGCCGUAUUCCUAACGCUCGCCAGCCUUUAGCAUCAGUGGUCUAUAAUGCUCGUUGGGAUUCUUAAUUUCAGUCAG
Messenger RNA from Cantharellus anzutake, 1407 nucleotides. RefSeq lists its product as uncharacterized. The transcript has a single exon. Lineage: Eukaryota; Fungi; Basidiomycota; Agaricomycetes; Cantharellales; Hydnaceae. The record is from RefSeq and is a predicted model, not a curated record. Bases 222 to 773 code for a protein of 183 amino acids.